GCGCAAAGACGACGUGAGGCUGCGUGGCAAAUUCUGAGUGGCGCUCCCGCACAUCGUUCGGAGUUGCCCGCUCCUCCUCCCCCCUCCUCGGUUCGGCGAAACCUUUCUCGCCGGCUUCUGAUUGCUUGCCGUCCCCGCCUGCAGGGCUUCAUCUCCCCGGGCAGGAGAAAGCGUUGUAGCGGGCGGCGGUCUGCACGCUCCCCGCUACCUCCAUGCUCCGCAUCCGGUUCUGACGCCUGGCACCCGAACCUCGCAUCACUACAGGCCUUCAAUCCAUUUCUAUGACAACAGCUUUGGCUGAGGAAAUGAAAAGUGCAAUGGAGGGUGACUGCAAGAGAACCAAUCAGGUGCCCGAGGAGCACCGAGAUGCUGACGAAAGCUCGGACAAGACUCCCAGCAAGGCUUCCAAAUCCCCUCAGAAGAGCAACAAGAGGCCGAAAACUGUCCCCGUUAAAGUCAGCUUGCUUGACGGCUCCGACUACGAGACCGCUGUUGAGAAAUUUGCCAAGGGCCAAACACUGCUGGACAUGGUGUGCGGCCAUCUGAACCUGUUGGAGAGGGACUAUUUCGGCUUGACGUUCCAUGACUCCGACAGCGCAAAGCAUUGGUUGGAUCCAUCAAAGGAGAUUAAAAAGCAAAUUCGGGUUGGCUCCUGGAUUUUAGGCUUCUCUGUUAAAUUCUAUCCGCCAGAUCCAUCAGUGCUCAUUGAAGACAUCACCAGGUAUUACCUGUGCUUGCAGUUGAGGGAUGACAUCCUGUCCGGCCGACUGCCCUGUUCUUUUGUCACGCAUGCCCUCUUGGGCUCCUACACUGUUCAAGCCGAACUGGGCGACUAUGAGCCUGAGGAACACGGGCCGGAUUACGUCGCUGACUUUCGCUUUGCCCCGAAUCAGACACGGGAGCUGGAGGAAAGGGUGAUGGAGCUGCAUCGCAACUAUAGAGGAAUGAGUCCAGCAGAGGCGGAAGUGAAUUUUCUAGAAAAUGCAAAGAAGCUUUCGAUGUACGGGGUGGACCUACAUCACGCUAAGGAUUCCGAGGGAAUUGACAUCAUGCUUGGCGUGAGCGCCAAUGGUUUGCUCAUUUACCGAGACCGUCUAAGGAUCAACCGCUUCGCCUGGCCAAAGAUCCUCAAGAUUUCCUACAAGAGGAGCAACUUCUACAUCAAGAUCCGUCCUGGAGAGUAUGAACAGUUUGAGAGCACCAUUGGCUUCAAGUUGCCCAACCAUCGGGCCUCGAAGCGCCUGUGGAAGGUUUGCAUUGAGCACCACACCUUCUUCAGGUUGGUAUCUCCAGAGCCACCUCCAAAGGGCUUCCUGGUGAUUGGCUCCAAGUUCCGCUACAGUGGGCGAACUCAAGCCCAAACCAGACAGGCCAGUGCUCUGAUCGACAGGCCUGCUCCUCUCUUUGACCGCUCUGUUAGCAAGAGGUACCUGCUGUCCCGAAGUAUUGACGGGGCUUCAGCUUUAGGUAACAGUAUGGACCAAUUGUCCCAGCGAAGCUCAAGUGAACGAACACAGUUCAUGUCCAGGGAAGACCUGGACCAAGAAGGCAGCCUGGACCUAGACCAUGAUCACUACCACUAUCCGGACCAGGACCAAGACCUGCAUCAUGACCCUGACCAGGACUUAGAUCUGCACCAAGGUCCAGAGCACAUUCACGGUGUGAGCAUGUCAACAUGCAGCAAGACUUUGGAGUUCAAGGCCGAGGAAGCAGCCUCGCCUGUAGACUCGAAACCAGAGUUGGACAAGGAUCUGGCCACGGCUCGGCCCAAGCAGGAGCAGUUCUUGGACAAGCCAGAAGAUGUUCUUCAGAAGCACCAGGCCAGCAUUAAUGAGCUGAAGAGGGCCUUGAGGCAGCCCAACAGCAAGAUGACCCAGAGGGAGAAACGCGCCUGCUCUGCUACUCCUCCUGGAGGAACCCCAGAGCGGAAACCAGCGACUGGUGAAGCCAAUUUGAUUGAGAAGCAGGAUGCUAAUGGACAAGCGCUGGAUUGUGACUCUAAUCUGGCUACAGACACACCUUGGGCUGAGGAAAACGGGGGAACGUGGAACUCUCCGACUGGGAUAUCACCUCAAAUUGAUUUAAGAGCAAAGGGACUCAAAGUUAGAAGCCCGCUGGAUGAUCCUUUGGCAACUAACAAUGGUCAUAAUUCUGUAUUAGCGAGGAGUUACAUUCAUGAAAAUGGAUUCAGUUCCCCAAAGGCAAAACAAGGGAGCGGAACACAGAGUAGAGAUGUUAAGCUUUGCCAAUACGAGCAGAACAUACCCCAAGUGCUAUCGAAAAACUUUGCUUUCUCCUCGGAGACUCUGGAUUCGGUCUCAGAAGGAAAAGGGGCCUCAAGAGACACGCAGGAAAUCGAAGGUCUAAGCUCUGAAGAUUUGCUGAUAGAGUUCAACAAAACUUUGAACUCUGAACAUGCCGAAGUCACCAAAGUCGUUCCUCUCAAGCCACAGCGAUCCAAAAAAUCUUUGAAUAAAGACUCCGUACUUUGUGUGAACCCUUAUAGCCGGUCUGGGCGGGGUCCGGUCGGGGAUGCAGCAACGACAAGAUCGGAAGGUGAAUCUGGUGAGAAAACAGGAUUGGAGGAUAACGAUAGGCUGCAGUCUGACACACCAAGAGUCAGUGAUAACUCAGCAGCUGGAAAAAACCACCGCGGCGCUGGACCAGAAAAACGACAAGACUUGAGAGAAUUUAAUAAUGCAGAAAACGCAAUGCCAAGAAGAGGCGAGAAACCGGAAGAUACUCAAAAUAACGCGGACGUGAAUGCAGAGAGGCUCCUAUUUAGGUUACCAACAGUUCCCCCACGAACACUCCCUCUGAAAAAGCAGUGGUCCCGAGACCGCCACGGCAACACUGACUGCAGCCACAUUCACUACAGAAGCAACCAAGACGCCACCAAGAGGAAGCAAGCGGAGACCCCUCCAACACCUGCCAUUCACGAGGAGCCGCUCAGCGAUUCCUCGCGGGAGCCUUGGGAGAGACGUCUGGGUUCAGUGUCCGAGGACGAUCAAGACCACGAGAUCUCGUACUUGAAGGAAACCCACCUGGGCAUCGAGCGCAAAUGUUCCAGCAUCACCGUCAGCUCCACUUCCAGCUUGGAGGCCGAGGUCGACUUCACCGUCCUCACGGACCUGCAAACAGGCAUGGAGGAGUUCUCGCGGGGCAUGUCCGAGCUGGGUGAACGGGACUUGUCGCCCGACGGGGGGCUGCGCUUCGGGAUCGACUUCCUCCAGCAGCAAGGCCCCUUAGAGCAGUCGCCUCCUUGGGUGUCGGCGUCUCCUGCGUCCACAGAAGCCAGCAGCAGUCCUCCAGCUAAAAACGUCCAAACCGAAGAAGUUCGGACGGAACCUAAGCGGCCUGAUGUGCAGCCUGUAGUGCCUAAAAAGCCCAAGAGGUCGGUACCGGUGUCAUCUUCAGUGGACAGGGAGCAGUCACACAAGGAAGCCAGUCAGGUCACCAGCGCCACGCCUUUGAAUCGGGAAGCCAGUGAUGUCAUCGGGGCAGUGAGGAAGACGGACGUCAGGACGGAGACCCAGCCCAAUGGGUCCGAGGUCACAACCACCAUAGUGGAGUUCACAGAUCAGGAUCACGGUAUGACUGGCCUGAGCGAAGUCUCUUACUCUUCAAGACAGAGCGUGUCUCCAGUGCAUAUGGGCAGUCUUGGAAGAGAGUCAACUGGGUCUCCUAUCCUUGUUACUGAAAAUGUUACAUCGGCGACCACACAGGUUACCAAGACAGUAAAAGGGGGCUACUCAGAGACCAGGAUUGAAAAGAGAAUCAUCAUCACAGGAGAUGAUGAUGUGGACCAGGAACAGGCUCUGGCCAUCGCAAUCCAAGAGGCCAAGCAGCAGCAUCCAGACAUGCAGGUGACCAAGGCGGUGGUUGUUCGGGAAACAGAAUCAUCCAUGGAGGAACGACAUGGGGCAGAGUCUUGAUUUGCUGGGAUGAGCAGCUGUGACUUUAUCGCCCCAGCUGACAGCACCCUGCAACCCCCCCCGCCCCCCCACCC
Molecule: messenger RNA, 4009 nt
Organism: Hippocampus comes (tiger tail seahorse)
Lineage: Eukaryota; Metazoa; Chordata; Actinopteri; Syngnathiformes; Syngnathidae
Product: band 4.1-like protein 1
Exons: 24
Coding region: 282-3935 (1217 amino acids)
Biological process (GO): actomyosin structure organization; cortical actin cytoskeleton organization
Cellular component (GO): cytoskeleton; plasma membrane
Molecular function (GO): structural molecule activity; actin binding
Source: RefSeq, a predicted model, not a curated record